AUGUCAGGCAACGGGAUUGCACCUUGCAAAAAGGUUACUGAUGAAGUUUUUGCAGAAAUGAAAAAACUUAUGAGAGAAUGUGAACACCGGUUGAAAAGUGCAACUCCAACACAAGUGUCUUUGCCUAAUACUGAUUCUUUACUUUACUCUUCUAUGUCUAAUAUUGAGCAAAAGAAGAGAAAGGGAAUGAAUGGGCCCCUUGAUAGAGCUUUUCAGAAUGAGGCUAGAGAACAAUGUGAUGCUGAAGUUGCAAGGAUGUUUUAUACAGGUGGAUUGUCCUUCCACCUGGCAAGGAAUCCACAUUAUCGAAACUCAUAUUUUCGUGCUUCUAUGCUUACAGGAUAUGUUCCACCAAGUUACAAUGCACUAAGAACUACUCUUUUGCAACAAGAGAAGAGGCACGUUGAGCGAUGUUUACAACCAAUCAAGAGUACGUGGAGCACUAAAGGUGUAAGUGUGUGUAGUGAUGGGUGGACAUAUUCACAAAGAAGACCACUUAUUAACAUUAUGGCAACUUGUGAGAGCGGGCCUAUGUUCUUGAAGGGAAUUAAUUGUGAUGGAGAGUACAAGGACAAACAUUUUUGUAGAGCUGCUGGAUUACUUGUUGAGGCUAGAUAUCCCAAUAUCUUUUGGACACCAUGUGUGGUUCACACUCUUAAUCUUGCUUUGAAGAGCAUAUGUUCACCAAAACAAAAUGACGAUUGGUAUGAUAAAUGUAGUUGGAUUUCAGAGAUUGCUGCUGAUGUUGGGUUCAUAAAAAAUUUUAUUGUGAACCAUAAUAUGAGAUUGACUAUGUAUAAGGACCACUGCAAAUUGAAGCUGCUCUCUAUUGCUGAAACAAGGUUUGCGUCUACACUUGUGAUGAUUAGAAGAUUUAAGGAAGUAAAGGAAGGUCUAGAACAAAUGGUGAUUAGUCCAAACUGGUCUUUAUAUAAAGAGGAUGAUGUUGGCAAAGCAAGAGCAGUGAAGGAAAAGAUAUUGGAUGAAUACUUUUGGGAUAAGAUUGAUUAUAUACUUUCCUUUACAGCUUCUAUAUAUGAGAUGAUUAGGAUGGCUGACACAGAUAAACAUUCUCUUCAUUUGGUUUAUGAGUGGUGGGAUACCAUGAUAGAAAAGGUGAAGGCAGCUAUCUAUAGGAAAGAGCACAAGCAACUGCAUGAACAAAGUGACUUUUUUGAUGUGGUGUAUCAAAUUAUACUGGAGCGAUGGACUAAGAGUAGCACACCACUCCAUUGUUUGGCACAUUCUUUAAAUCCUAAGUUUUAUAGUCCAGAAUGGCUGCAAAAGGAUCCUAGUCGUGUUGCUCCACACCAAGAUGCUGAGAUUACAAGGGAAAGAAAAAAAUGUCUUGAGAAAUACUUUUCCGAUGACCGAACUAGAAGAGAUAUCAAUGUGGAGUAUGCCUCUUUUUCAAUGUGCUUAGAUGACUUUGGAGCUAUUGAUGCUAUGAAUGAUAGGUUUCACAUGGAACCAACGGUGUGGUGGAUUGUUCAUGGAGCUUCAACACCAACUGUCACCACUCGAUUCGAGAAUAAGGAAUAUUCCCGAAUCAGGGUGUGA
Prunus mume (Japanese apricot) is the source of this 1560-nucleotide messenger RNA. Lineage: Eukaryota; Viridiplantae; Streptophyta; Magnoliopsida; Rosales; Rosaceae. The record is from RefSeq and is a predicted model, not a curated record.